Molecule: messenger RNA, 1661 nt
Organism: Paramecium pentaurelia
Lineage: Eukaryota; Ciliophora; Oligohymenophorea; Peniculida; Parameciidae
Source: the annotation of a GenBank genome assembly
AUGGAUUAAUAUAAAAUAGUGAAGAGAUUGGGAGAUGGAACUUAUGGGUGUGUCUACAAAGCAACAAAUAUCAAUACAGGUCAGACAGUUGCUAUUAAAAAGUUCAAAAAAAAAUAUACGUCUUGGGAUGAAUGUGUAAACCUUCGAGAAGUAAAAGCAUUAUAAAAAUUGAAACAUCCUAAUAUCAUUAAACUAGUUGAAGUAUUUAAGGAGAAAGAUGAGUUGAAUUUGGUUUUCGAAUACUUAGAUAAGGAUAUUUAUCAACAAUAUUUAGAAAAUCAAAAUAAUGGCAAACAUUUAUCAGAAGAUAAGAUUAGGUCUGUAAUAAAAUAAGUAACUGAAGGUUUGGCCUAUAUGCAUAAAGUAGGAUAUUUUCAUAGGUAAUUAAUACAAGUAUUGUAGAGAUUUAAAACCAGAAAAUCUAUUAGUAUCAGGUGAAACAGUUAAAAUUUGUGAUUUUGGAUUAGCAAGAGAAAUAAGAUCUAAACCACCAUAUACUGAUUAUGUUGCUACAAGGUGAUUUAUAUUUAAAUUUUUUAGAUGGUACAGGGCACCAGAAAUAUUACUAAAAUCUCCAAAUUAUAAUUCUCCAGUUGAUAUAUUUGCACUUGGAUGUAUAAUGGCUGAAUUGUAUACCCUCAAACCUUUAUUUAAUGGCAGUUCAGAAUUGGAUUAGCUUUUUAAACUUUGUUAGACUUUAGGCACACCAAAUAUUCGAGAUGUAUACUAUUUAACAUGGUUAUUUAUAGUGGCCUGAAUCAUAAAAAUUAGCUAAUGCAGCCAACAUCACAUUCCCUACAUAUAGUCCUGUAUAGUUAGAAAAAGUCAUCCCAAAUGCGUCACCUGAAGCGCUUGAGUUGAUAAGAGACAUGUUAAAGUAUGAUCCAUAGAAAAGACCUUCUGCUAAAUAGAUUUUAGAAUAUCCUUAUUUUACUAAUCAUUGUUUCCCUAUGAUCCAAUAAAUCGAGAAUAAAUAGGAAUUUCCUAAAAUUGAUAGAAUAGAAAGACAUGAAAAACAUGAAGAUAUAUUUGAAUUACCUAAAGUGAAUAACAAAGAAAAUAGAAACAAAAUGAAUGAAUCUAAUUCAAACUUUUUAGACCUCUUGGAAUAAAAGAUGGCUGAAUAUGAUAGACCAGUAAAAAAAGAACUCUCAAUACAUAAGAGUAGUGUGAAAGAAUCUAAAGAAUUUUAACCAUACAAAGACUAUAGGGAAUCGAAUUUACCUAUGAUCCAAAAUAAUUUACCGAAAGAUUACUUAAUUUCAAAAGACCAUAAUUAGAAUGAUUCCUUAGACCCUAGAAUUGAUUCUAGAAAUAAAAAGGGUUAGGCAGGAUUAAAAUUCUUAAGGCACAAUGAUCCAAUUGGUGAACAACUAAGAAAUUAAUAAUAAUUGAGUAUACAGCAAUCAAGAUCCUAUGAACCAACCAAGAGAAAUAUUUAUGAUUUUAAUCUCUUACAAAUGCCUAUUGCUAAACCUGCAUUUCAACCUAAAUUAGAAAUGCCAAAAUAGAAUAAAAAUUAGAUGCUUGGAUAAAAUUAUCCCAAAUCGUUGCCAAUUGCUCCAAAUAUGGGAUAUAAGUAUCAACAACAAUAAUAAUAAUAACAAUAUAAAUUUGAUGAUAUCUUAUAUGGUAAGCCUCCUCUUAAAUAGUAUUAUUGA